AUGCCCAGUGCCUCCGCCCUGGCCCGCAUUUCGGGACCGUCUGGCCUGUGUGACCCUCUUCCUGCCCCUGGCCAGCGGACCCCGGACCCUGCAGUGCUGCUUCUGCCCCAGCGCUGUGACGAGUGUCGGGCACAAAGCCGGGCCCCCACCCCCCAGGAGCUGGCGCUGGGUGCCCGGCUGUGCGUGAGGCACCCAGAGCAUCUGAGGGGAGGGGAGCGGCACGGCCCAGCUGGACCAGAGUCCAGUUCGGAGCAGCUGGGCGCCUGGGAAGCCAAUCCACACGCCAGGCCUCGGUCUUAUCUGGGAGGAGGGAACGGCAACCCCCAGGCUGCAGUGCAGCCGGACGAGCUGGGGGCUCCGGGUUCCAGCAGGAGGGCCUGGGCCGACCUCACGGUGACCCUGGGCUGGGCUGGGCCGGGCCGGGCCGGGCCGGGCCACGUCCCAAAAGUCAAGGUCUGA
Rangifer tarandus platyrhynchus (Svalbard reindeer) is the source of this 459-nucleotide messenger RNA. Lineage: Eukaryota; Metazoa; Chordata; Mammalia; Artiodactyla; Cervidae. The record is from the annotation of a GenBank genome assembly.